This is a messenger RNA of Purpureocillium takamizusanense, 920 nucleotides long. RefSeq names its product 60S ribosomal protein L23A (gene RPL23A). Gene Ontology annotation, cellular component: cytosolic large ribosomal subunit; ribosome. Bases 73 to 492 code for a protein of 139 amino acids. Gene Ontology annotation, molecular function: structural constituent of ribosome; large ribosomal subunit rRNA binding. The transcript has 5 exons. Gene Ontology annotation, biological process: translation. NCBI's taxonomy places the organism in Eukaryota, Fungi, Ascomycota, Sordariomycetes, Hypocreales, Ophiocordycipitaceae. The record is from RefSeq and is a predicted model, not a curated record.
CCCAAAUCGACGACGGCAUCCCGAGAUUCGGCAGAUUUCUUCACGAAGUAACGCCACACAAACACCGAUACAAUGGCCAAGAUCUCGCGCGGUGCCCCUGGUGGCAAGCUCAAGAUGACCCUGGGUCUCCCUGUUGGUGCUGUCAUGAACUGCGCCGACAACUCGGGUGCCCGCAACCUGUACAUCAUCGCCGUCAAGGGUAUCGGUGCCCGCCUGAACCGCCUGCCCGCCGGCGGUGUCGGUGACAUGGUCAUGGCCACCGUCAAGAAGGGCAAGCCCGAGCUGCGCAAGAAGGUCCACCCCGCCGUCAUCGUCCGGCAAUCCAAGCCCUGGAAGCGCUUCGACGGUGUCUUCCUGUACUUCGAGGACAACGCUGGUGUGAUCGUCAACCCCAAGGGUGAGAUGAAGGGCUCUGCCAUCACCGGCCCCGUCGGCAAGGAGGCUGCUGAGCUGUGGCCCCGUAUUGCCAGCAACUCCGGUGUCGUCAUGUAAAGCUCCCUCUUGGUGUGAAGGGGAAGCAGGAGGGUGGAACAAGACGGGGGGAAAUCAACCCCACGGUACUUCUCCAAGGAGAGCCCACCCACCACUACGAAACACGACGCAGCACGGCGGCCGUCACCACCAACCACCACCACCACCACCACCACUGUCCUCGCUGGGCGAUUUUCGAAAAUACAGAGCGCGAAUAGAACUCGGGCGGGGGCGGCGGGGCGGCAAACGUAAAAAGCGUGUGUUUUUUGACGACGGGGUCGAGAUGGUCAGUCGGAGCGGGUCUUGUCCGCUUGGUGGGAGGUUUUAGAGGGAGGGGAGGGAAAGUCCGGACGGCUUGGCAGGGCUCUGCAUUUCGGUUGCGGCGUGUAAAGGGAUGAUUCAUACCAGGUAUUGCAUCAUGGACAAGCAACAAAAAAACCAAAACAAAA